AUGGUUGAACCCCUUGAAUCAAUUGAUGGCGGAAAGCCCUGGUACUACUGCCCCGACCCCAUGGUCCUUGGUGAAGCCCCAAUCUAUCGGGCCAGCGACUCAACUCUACACUGGGUGGAUUGUCUCUCUGAGCCCCCAAGACUCUACAUCCUCAAGGUAGACCCACACACUGGCGACGCCAUCGGAGACACCCGUAUCCUUCUUCUCGACGACAGCGUGACUGUGGCAUUCUUUCGCAAAGACCGACCCGGCAGUUACAUCGCCGCGUACUAUCAAGGAGUAUGUUUCUUAGAUGAGGCUACGGGCAAGUUUGAGGUCGUCAAGGAAAUCAUCCCCACCGACCAGCGGGACGAGCUCCGCUUCAAUGAUGGCGGCAUCGACGCAAAAGGCCGGUUCUGGCUGGCAGAGAUAGAUAAGAAGGCGAUGGCAUUUGGACCUAACCAACUUCCCGCCAGCUAUGGUACACCCAGAGGCCGACUGUGGAGAUAUGAUCCGGAUGGAAGCUUGCAUCUGAUGAUUUCCGAGGGAGUGGUCUGCGGGAAUGGGCUUGCAUGGAGCCCAGAUAACACGAUUAUGUACUUCAAUGAUUCGGUCGCAAUGAUGGUAUUUGCAUUCGACUUUGACUUGGAGACGGGAAACAUCUCAAACAAGCGACUCCUUAUCGACAGACGCUCGUCUUAUGGGGAGCCAGAUGGGAUGGUGGUCGAUUCCGAAGGAAAUCUCUGGAUAGCUGUGUUCGCGUCUCAUCGAAUUAUGGUCUUUAGCCCGGAAGGCAAGCACUUGAAAGAUAUCGUGGUGACGGCUAAAAACCCGGCCUGCACCACAUGGGGAGGAGUUAAUCAUGAUAUUAUCUUCAUGGCAAGUGGAAAAGACCGUACAGCCAAUCCAGACCCUAAUGAUGAGGGCGGACAUAUGUUCAAAUAUCAUCCUCAGGACGCCAAAGGGUAUCCGAAGUAUGAGUUCGCGGGCUAG
Messenger RNA from Penicillium subrubescens, 972 nucleotides. RefSeq names its product SMP-30/gluconolactonase/LRE family protein. The record is from RefSeq and is a predicted model, not a curated record. NCBI's taxonomy places the organism in Eukaryota, Fungi, Ascomycota, Eurotiomycetes, Eurotiales, Aspergillaceae. The coding region runs from base 1 to 972 and encodes 323 amino acids. Gene Ontology annotation, molecular function: calcium ion binding; gluconolactonase activity. The transcript is spliced from 3 exons. Gene Ontology annotation, biological process: L-ascorbic acid biosynthetic process.